Pantherophis guttatus is the source of this 2711-nucleotide messenger RNA. Lineage: Eukaryota; Metazoa; Chordata; Lepidosauria; Squamata; Colubridae. The record is from RefSeq and is a predicted model, not a curated record.
AUAAGGCACUAUGUGUGUAUUCCAGUGGUGGGUUGCCCCCGGUUCAGACCAGUUCACAAGAACCGGUAGUAAAACCAGCGGGAGGCUCCGCCCACUGACCCAGAUGUCAUCAGGAAGUUUCUGUGCAUGCAUGGUCCCAUUGCGAACCGGUAGUAAAGUUGGGAUGGAGAUUGAUGGACAAAUGGAGAGUGACACAGAAAGUGAAGGUUAUGAGUAUGAAGAAGAAGAGGAAGAAGAAAAAGUAGCCCCCAAAAAGAAUAUAAAGGAAAUUGCCAAGAAAAACAGAAAAGAGAGUUAUCAGAAAGACACUGAUGAUGAAAAUGAAGAGCUAGCAGUAUCCAGGAGGAAGAAAUCAAAUAAAAAGAAAAAACAGAAAGCAUAUAAUGAUGACAAAAAAAACAAAGAGGAGGAAACAAUAAAAGGGAAGGAAAAGAAAGACAAAAAGCAAAAAGAGAUUGAAAACAAGAAAGCAAAAGGAAAGGACAAGAAAAAGAAAGAAAAUACAGGUGAAAGUUCCCCCUCUUCCACUCCAAACUAUUCAGAUGAUGAAUCUCUCUCUGAAGAGGAACUGGACAAGCUAAAGGAACAGGUAGAAGAAAAGAAAAAACUCAUAUCUAUCAUACGAAACAAACCCUGGCACAUGGCAAAGAGAUUAACUGUGAUAAGGGAAGCUCAAGAUUUUGUAGAAAAAUUUGAAGGUGCUUUGGGAAAGGGAAAAGGAAACAAGUUAUACGCAUAUAAGAUGGUGUUGACAAAGAAAUGGGUCAAAUUUAAGAGAGAUUUUGAUAAUUUUAAGACACAAUGUAUACCUUGGGAAAUGAAGAUAAAAGAAGUUGAAAGUCAUUUUGGUUCUUCAGUGGCAUCUUAUUUCAUAUUUCUGCGAUGGAUGUAUGGCCUAAACCUGGUUCUGUUUGGCUUAAUAUUUGGGCUAGUUAUAAUUCCAGAGAUGUUAAUGGGUAUGCCAUAUGGAAGUAUACCUAGAAAAAUUGUACCUAGGGCUGAACAACCCACUGCUAUGGAUUUCUCUGUUCUUUGGGACUUUGAGGGUUAUAUUAAAUAUUCAGCAAUUUUCUAUGGCUACUACAACAAUCAAAGGACAAUUGGUUGGUUAAAGUACAGGCUACCAAUGGCAUAUUUCAUGGUUGGUGUCAUCGGCGUAUAUGGCUAUAGCCUGAUGGUUGUAAUAAGAUCGAUGGCCCGGAAUGCCCAUGAAGACACAGGAGAUGGAGAUGAUGAGAACUUCAUUUUUAGCUGGAAAAUGUUCACUAGCUGGGACUACCUUAUAGGCAAUCCAGAGACAGCAGAUAACAAGUUUGCAUCCAUCACAACUAGCUUCAAGGAGUCAAUUGUGGAUGAGCAAGAAAGCAACAAAGAUGAAAACAUCCAUCUAAGAAGAUUUCUGAGGGUUUUGGCCAAUGUACUUAUAAUAUGUUGCUUAUGUGGAAGUGGCUACCUCAUUUAUUUUGUUGUGAAACGAUCCCAGGCCUUUUCAAAAAUGCAAAACAUCGGCUGGUAUGAAAGAAACGAAGUUGAAAUUGUUAUGUCACUACUUGGAAUGUUUUGCCCGCCACUGUUUGAAACCAUUGCAGCCUUAGAAGAUUAUCAUCCCCGUAUUGGGCUGAAAUGGCAACUAGGACGCAUUUUUGCACUUUUCCUAGGGAAUCUAUAUACAUUCUUACUGGCCUUAAUGGAUGACGUCAAGGAAAAGCUGACUGAAGAAGGUGUGAUCAGGAACAUCACACAUUGGACUGUCCUAACCUUCCAUAACUCAUCUUCAAGGAAUGGAAGUGCUCUUAUUCUACCUCCAUUGGAUCCAGCUGAUGUGCCUCGAGGACCUUGCUGGGAAACAACUGUGGGAAUAGAAUUUGUGAGGCUUACCGUAUCUGAUAUUCUUGUGGCAUUUGUAACGAUCCUAGUGGGAGAUUUUCUUCGGGCUUGUUUUGUCAGAUUUGUAAACUACUGCUGGUGCUGGGAUCUCGAGGCUGGAUUCCCCUCAUAUGGAGAGUUUGAUAUUAGUGGUAAUGUGCUAGGUUUGGUCUUCAAUCAAGGAAUGAUCUGUGUGUUACCAGUUGCAUAUACCGUAAUGUCUCUGCCUCCUUCCUUUGACUGUGGACCAUUCAGUGGAAAAAAGAAAAUGUAUGAUGUCAUCCAAGAGACCAUCGAAUACGAUUUCCCACCUCUUGUAGCCAAAGUCUUAGGUUAUUUGGCAAAUCCUGGACUAAUUAUAACUGCAGUGUUGCUUAUGAUUCUUGCCAUAUAUUACCUGAAUGCUGUGGCUGAAGGAUACAAACAUGCCAAUGCAGAGUUGAAAAAGAAAAUGCAAAUGCAACGUGAAGAUGAUAAAAAUAAGAAUAAGCUUUCUGCCAAUUCUGCAAUGCAAGAACUAGAAGACUUCCCUACUCCAUAUGCAAAAAACAUAGAAGGACCCAAUGCAGCUAAAGAUAAGCCUGUGUCACCAAGCUAUAAAAAUCAUUCUGCAGAGAAAGAGACAAAUUCAAACCCUGAGAAAGGAAUGUUGUCAUCCUCACCUUCUGUGAUAAUGACCCAGCCAUUUACUCCAAAAAGAGGUGUGCCUUUCUCUAGUCAACUAAAAUCAGGAUCUUAUCCAAGGCGGCCUUAUCCAGGAAUUGGAGGCGGGGAACCUAGUAACGAUGGCAUAGAAGUAGUAAUAUCUACUAGAUCAUGAGCAUAAUGGUACUUAAUGAACUUGG